Staurois parvus is the source of this 906-nucleotide messenger RNA. NCBI's taxonomy places the organism in Eukaryota, Metazoa, Chordata, Amphibia, Anura, Ranidae. The record is from the annotation of a GenBank genome assembly.
AUGGAGCAAGACGUGGAGAGCCCAAUCUCCACACGGCAACCAAAGCUCCCAAAACAAGCCCGGGAGGACCUCAUCAAACAGAAAUGCACAAAAAGGAAGAUCCAGAGAUAUGUUCGAAAGGAUGGCAAGUGCAAUGUUCACCAUGGGAAUGUCAGAGAGACUUACCGCUACCUGAGUGACAUCUUCACCACCUUGGUAGACCUAAAAUGGAGGUUUAACCUGCUGAUAUUUGUCAUGGUUUACACAGUGACUUGGUUGUUCUUUGGAAUGAUAUGGUGGCUUAUAGCAUAUAUUCGAGGAGAUCUGGACCAUUUACAAGACAAAAGCUGGAGCCCCUGUGUGGAUAAUCUCAAUGGGUUUGUUUCAGCUUUUUUAUUUUCCAUAGAGACAGAGACAACCAUUGGCUAUGGGCAUCGGGUCAUCACAGACAAGUGUCCUGAAGGCAUUAUUCUACUGUUAGUUCAGUCCGUUUUAGGUUCCAUAGUGAAUGCUUUUAUGGUGGGCUGCAUGUUUGUUAAAAUUUCCCAACCCAAGAAGAGGGCUGAGACCUUGGUCUUUUCAACCAAUGCCGUCAUCUCCAUGAGGGAUGGAAAACUGUGUCUGAUGUUCCGGGUAGGAGAUCUCAGGAACUCACAUAUCGUAGAGGCGUCCAUACGGGCUAAGUUGAUCAAAUCCAAACAGACGAAGGAGGGCGAGUUUAUACCAUUGAACCAAACGGACAUCAAUGUUGGGUACGAUACUGGGGACGAUCGCCUGUUCUUGGUUUCCCCACUAAUUAUAAGCCAUGAAAUCAACCAACACAGCCCGUUCUGGGAUAUAUCAAAAGCUCAGUUACCAAAAGAAGACCUGGAGAUUGUGGUCAUUUUAGAAGGAAUGGUAGAAGCAACAGGUAAUAUACAAAAUUAA